AUGGCCUGGGGGACGGUGGUCCACGUGGCCCCGGGCCAGCCCACCCACGCCGUGUGUGUGCUGGGCACCGAGACGCAGCUGGACGUCUACGGCUCUGCCCCCAAGGGCUACACAUCCUUCAGCAUCACUGCCUCCCCAGGAGUGGUCGUGGAGGUCGCCCACAGGCCUCCAGCCAAGAAGAGUCCCACAGGCUCGUCCCAGUGGCCCCUGGAGCCCGGGCUGGACGUGAGCCUGAAGCUGAGAGCGGCCAGCGAGAGCACCGGCGACCAGAAGGUGCAGAUCUCAUACCAUGGACCCGCGCCCACCCCGGUGGAAGCCCUGCUCUACCUCACAGGGGUCGAAAUCUCCUUGAGUGCAGACAUCAGCCGCACCGGCAAAAUGAAGCCCGUGGGAAGCGUGAAGGACCAGAGGGCCUGGACCUGGGGCCCCCGUGGGCAGGGCGCCAUCCUGCUGGUGAACUGUGACAAAGACAACCCCAACUCUUCCGCCGUGGACUACAAGGACGACCAGCUUGACGGCAACGACCUGAAGGACCUGUCCCUGGUGACUCUGAGCACCAAGACCCCCACGGACUUUUUCAGCAAGCACCAGCUGGUGCUGCACGUGGCCAAAUCUGAGAUGGACAAAGUCAGGGUGUUUCAGGACAAUGGCGGCCGGCAGCCUUCCCGGUACAGCGCGGUCCUGGGGCCAGAGUGCCCGUCUCACGCGCUGGAGCUCCCGGGCGGCAGGCGCAGCACGCACUUCUACGUGGAGGGCCUGGCCUUCCCCGACGCCAGCUUCCCCGGGCUCGUUUCCCUCCACCUCUCCCUACUGGACACGUCCAACCCGGAGCUCCCCCAAAGCCUGCUUUUCCAGGACAGCUUGGUGUUCCGUGUGGCCCCCUGGAUCAUGACCCCCAACACCCAGCCCCCGAAGGAGGUGUACGUGUGCAGGUUAUUUGAAAACGAGGACUUCCUGACGUCACUGACCGCACUGGCCAAGAAAGCCAAGUGCAAGCUGACUGUCUGUGCGCAGGAGGAGAGCGUGGACGACCGGUGGAUGCAGGACGAGAUGGAGAUCGGCUACACGCAAGCCCCGCACAGGACGCUGCCCGUGGUCUUUGACUCCCCGAGGAACAGAGGCCUGAAGAACUUCCCCAUCAAGUGCAUGCUGGGCCCAGACUUUGGCUACGUGACGCGCGGGCCCCAGACGGGCGGUGUGACUGACCUCGACUCCUUUGGGAACCUGGAAGUGAGCCCCCCGGUGACGGUCAGGGGGAAGGCGUACCCGCUGGGCAGGAUUCUCAUUGGGGACAGCGGUUACCCCAGCAAGGAGAGCCAGGAGAUGCACCGGGCCCUCCAGGACUUCCUGGGGGCCCAGCAGGUGCAGGCCCCGGUGAGACUCUACUCGGACUGGCUGUCUGUGGGCCACGUGGACGAGUUCCUGAGCUUCAUUCCGGUGCAGAAGAAGGGCUUCCGGCUUCUCCUGGCCAGCCCCAGGUCCUGCUACAGACUGUUCCAGGAGCAGCUGAAGGAGGGCCACGGGGAGGUCCUGCUGUUCCAAGGGGUCAAGAAAAAAAACCAGCAGAAAAUAAAGGACAUUCUGUCUGACAAGAAGCUGAGAGAACACAAUUCCUACGUGGAGAAAUGCAUCGACUGGAACCGGACGGUGCUGAAGAGGGAGCUGGGCCUGACGGAGCGGGACAUUGUGGACAUCCCCCAGCUCUUCAAGCUCAUCAGAGACUCGCGAGGGACCGCCAAGGCCGAAGCCUUUUUCCCAAACAUGGUGAACAUGCUGGUGCUGGGUAAGCACCUGGGCAUCCCCAAGCCCUUCGGGCCCGUCAUCAACGGCCGCUGCUGCCUGGAGGAGAAGGUGCGGUCCCUGCUGGAGCCGCUGGGCCUGCACUGCACCUUCAUUGACGACUACUACGCCUACCACGUUCGGCAAGGGAACGUGCACUGUGGCACCAACGUGCGCCGGCAGCCCUUCUCCUUCAAGUGGUGGCACAUGGAGCCCUGAGCCGGCCUCCCUCGGGGGCUCCUGGCCUGGACGCCGGCUUAGCUACGUGAAUAAUGUUGGUGCUUUGUCUCUGUUACAUCAAUUUACUUCUCAUGUUUAGCUGUUCUAUACUCAUGAAGGGCUUUAAAGCAAUGUUCUUGUAUUUUCAACAAUGAGCUUGAUUUUUACUAUAUGACUAUCUUAGAAGGUUGAUCCCAGGGUGAUGAUCUGACCUCCUGUGACUCACCAAAGCGUUAGAGAUGGGACAGCAUCUUCCCACAGCUGUGAUUUCUCAGUUCUAAGGACGGUCAGUUCUUAGUCAACUGGCCCAUCAGCUGAUGCCUCUUCUCUCCUAGAGGAGAAUCUUGUUUCUGCCAGAUUUAAUUACCAAAAAAACACCCCAGCACACACCUGG
Molecule: messenger RNA, 2392 nt
Organism: Odocoileus virginianus texanus
Lineage: Eukaryota; Metazoa; Chordata; Mammalia; Artiodactyla; Cervidae
Gene: PADI4
Product: peptidyl arginine deiminase 4
Biological process (GO): chromatin remodeling
Cellular component (GO): cytoplasm; nucleus
Molecular function (GO): histone arginine deiminase activity; calcium ion binding
Source: RefSeq, a predicted model, not a curated record